Molecule: messenger RNA, 1425 nt
Organism: Zasmidium cellare ATCC 36951
Lineage: Eukaryota; Fungi; Ascomycota; Dothideomycetes; Mycosphaerellales; Mycosphaerellaceae
Exons: 9
Coding region: 1-1425 (474 amino acids)
Molecular function (GO): iron ion binding; monooxygenase activity; heme binding
Source: RefSeq, a predicted model, not a curated record
AUGGCGAAAUCAUCCUCCACGCACUUUAUGUACAUUAGCAACAAUUCAACAAUAUACGCUGCAAGGCCACGAUCCUACGAUGUCUUCUUCGGACCCCUGUCACGAUUUCCCGGCCCCCGGUCCUGGGCAGCGAGCUACAUUCCUCGAGUCGCCACGGUCUUCGCUGGCCAAGACGCUCAAGUAUGGACAAAAUUGCAUGAGAGAUAUGGUGCAAUUGUGCGCAUAGGGCCACGGGAGCUAUCAGUCAUUCCAGUCCCGGGAAACAACGCAUGGAAGGACAUAUAUGGCUUCAAGAAUCCACUGCCGCGGGAUCCCGACUUUUCCGUCAAGUCGAUGAAUGGCACCCACUCUGUCCUUUCCGCUGAUGGCGCUCAUCACGCAAGGCAGCGGAAGGCGUUGGCUCAUGCGUUCAGCGAUCGAGCACUCAAACAACAGGAACCGCUUCUGCAGAGGUGGGCUAUGCUUUUGAAACAGAAACUGGCAGAACGAGCAGAUGGAACAACCGCGGUCGAUAUGGCCACCAUGUACAAUUGCGCCACAUUUGAUAUCAUGGGCGAUUUGACAUUCAGCGAGAGCCUUCACAUGCUGGAGAACUCGAAAUACACUCCAUGGUGGAGCAAAUGGGGCGUCAACUAUCUUGUAUCAAAAAGCAAGGCGUUGCGACGAGAGCGCCUGGAGCACUGGCGGUAUACUGCUGAUCGCAUCGAGAGGCGUGUUCAGCGAGAGCCCGAACACGCAGACUUGUGGUCUUACAUUACGAAGUAUGAAGGCGAAGAGGAUGGCCUGCGGCCGGGCGAGCAUCACUCCAACGCAGCUCUUUUCAUGAUCGCGGGUACCGAGACCACCGCCACGGCCCUCGCUGGGACUACCUACCAUCUGGUCCAAAACCCCCGGAUGAUGCAAAAGAUGGUGGCUGAACUCCGCGGUGCCUUCCCACAUCCAGGCACAGUGGACCUUGAGAGUCUCGCUCAUUUACCAUACCUCAACAGUGUUUUACAUGAGGGACUCAGAAUGUACCCUCCCGUCCCAUCAAGCAGGCCACGCAGAACUGGGCCAGAAGGGGCGACGAUAUGCGGCGAAUACAUCCCCGGCGACAUCAGGAUCAGCAUCCCACAUCUGGCAACAUACCGAUCCUCGGCGAAUUUCAAAGACCCCGACUCUUUCGAGCCGGAGCGUUGGCUCAAGAACGAAGCGUACAGAGACGACAACUUAUCUGCUGUCCAGCCCUUCUCGUUCGGACCAACGAACUGCCUAGGCAAGAACCUCGCUUGGCACGAGAUGCGACUCCUGCUCGCCGUCGUUCUCUUGCACUUCGAUCUACGGCUCUGCCCUGAAGCAAAGGACUGGACCAAUCAAAAAGUGUUUACGUUCUGGGAGAAGCCACCGCUCCUGUGUACGCUCGAGCCUACUGCACUGGAUUUGUAA